AUGGCCCCGUUUAUCACCAAGUUCGAGCCAUACGAGCCAGAGGAAUACGUCGUGUGCAAGAAAAGCGGGACGAGAUCCCCCGCUAGACUCGAGAAGGUGGCUAUUGUCGGUUCGGGCAGCUGGGGAACAGCUCUAGCGCGUGUAGCGGCUCUGAACGCGGCUAUACAAGAAGGAUUUGAUCCUGAAGUCAGGAUGUGGGUGAGAGAACAGGAGAUCCAUAACGGUAAAAGACUCAUCGAUAUCAUAAACGAGGGCUCGCGUCAGAACGAAAAGUACCUCCCCGAUGUCGACCUUCCCGAGAACCUCGUCGCGGUGUCUUCCCUUAAAGAGACCGUCAGAGACGCGUCGCUCAUCCUAUUCGUCGUUCCACACCAAUUCUUAGCUGCUGCUCUCAAGGAGCUCAAAGCCCCGGGCGUAGUCAACCCCAAGGCUCGUGCGAUCUCCGCGAUCAAGGGCGUGGACGUCGUCAUCGAGAAGGACGCGACAGGCAAGACUACCAAAGCCGACAUCUACACCUUCCCCUCUGUAAUCGAGAAAGAACUCGGGAUCCCGUGUACCGCUCUUGGAGGCGCCAACAUCGCGCUUGACGUAGGACGAGGGGAGUUCUGCGAGACGACGAUUGGCGUGCCUUCUGCAAAGGACGCGGCGCUGUGGCAUGCGGUAUUCGACGGGCCUGCGUUUAGAGUACACCCGAUUGAGGACGUUGCUGGGGUGAGUUUGAGCGGGGCGCUGAAGAAUAUCGUGGCUCUCGCAGCUGGGUUCGUUGACGGGAUGGGACUCGGUGGGAAUACCAAGGCAGCGAUUUUGAGAGUGGGACUGUUGGGGAUGGCCAUGUUCACGCAGGAUUUCUUCCCUGGAAGUUCGUCGUUCACGUUUUCGCAUCAUUCUGCUGGUAUGGCUGACCUGAUUACGACGUCUUUUGGUGGUCGUAACCGAAAGUGUGCCGAGGCGUUUAUCAAGAGCAAGCCGGAGUAUGCUCCCGCUGGGACUGUCACCAAUGGGAAGGGAAAGACUUUCCUAGAGCUUGAGGAAGAACUUUUGAAUGGCCAGAAACUCCAAGGAACGCUAACCGCGCAGGAGGUCUUUGAUUUCCUAGAAGCUCGAGGACGGUUGGAGGCGUACCCGCUCUUUGAGAAGGUUUAUAGGAUUUCAUUUGAAGGCAUGGACCCGAAGAGACUCUUCGAGGAUUUGUGA
Messenger RNA from Desarmillaria tabescens, 1194 nucleotides. RefSeq names its product NAD-dependent glycerol-3-phosphate dehydrogenase N-terminus-domain-containing protein. The coding region runs from base 1 to 1194 and encodes 397 amino acids. The transcript is spliced from 3 exons. Gene Ontology annotation, biological process: glycerol-3-phosphate catabolic process; carbohydrate metabolic process. The record is from RefSeq and is a predicted model, not a curated record. Gene Ontology annotation, molecular function: protein homodimerization activity; glycerol-3-phosphate dehydrogenase [NAD(P)+] activity; NAD binding. Gene Ontology annotation, cellular component: glycerol-3-phosphate dehydrogenase (FAD) complex; cytosol; nucleus. NCBI's taxonomy places the organism in Eukaryota, Fungi, Basidiomycota, Agaricomycetes, Agaricales, Physalacriaceae.